AUGUCAACCGAAUCUAAUGAUGAGGGAUCGUUGCAUCUUCAAAUCCCUACUUCGCUUUCAGAUGAAGCCAUUGCAAGGCAAUUGGCUUUUGACAGAAUCAUUAACAAAAUAGGAAUGGGAAAAUUUCAAAAACAAUUGUUGGUUC
Racocetra fulgida is the source of this 145-nucleotide messenger RNA. Lineage: Eukaryota; Fungi; Glomeromycota; Glomeromycetes; Diversisporales; Gigasporaceae. The record is from the annotation of a GenBank genome assembly.